UCGGCCGAUCUGGCGCAUUCUUGUGAGAUCGCAUCAGCGUCGGGGACGCGGGCUGCUAACACCCCUUUGACGAGGAGGGGGGGGCUCCACGACUGAGUGCGGCUGAUAUGUGCGAUCGACUCGGUCGCGUCUGUAAAAGUGAUCUGAGAGCCCUUCGUGAAGGCAGGGAGAACGUGUACGGCCUUUGUGAGACGUGUGCGCCAUCACACAGCGAGCCAACGCUGUACCCCGUUAUCUCCAUUGGCUUUUGAGGAUGUGAUUGCUGGUUGGCUCUUGAGAAGAGGACUACUGAGAAGCUGCGACCACUUUGCUUGGAGCUGUACAGCUGUUCAAGAAGACAUACAUACUUGAGAAGUGAAUUGGAACCAGGAGGAGGCUCAAUAAUGGAUGCGUUUUCAGGAAUUGGCAAGAGUGCUAUAUUGCAAAGCAGAAACCUGGAACUCAAUGCCUCGUUUACCACAGCAGAUGAGCUGUCCAAGGAGCUGGGCAGCAUGUGGGAGGAGUGCAGCGCGUCAAAUGAAGCCACUGAUGAAAAGGGCACAUAUCCUGAUUACAAAGCCUCUCCUGUUAACUCAGGGGAGAAUCCGGACACCGUCAGUUAUUCCUCCAGGAUGAAAGAUCAACAAAUGACAAGCGAUACCAGUCCAGCCAGCAAAUCUUUACCCUUCAGCCCAUCUGGUCAGUUAAGUCAAGAUCAGUCCCCCAAACCCCUGGACUCCAUUUCAAGCAGCAAAUACACACCUACCUUUUACUAUACCUCUGAGCGUCAGACACCUCCCUUGGGACAGCAUGAAAGAUCUCCAUCUCCUUCUCCUCGUUCAGUCAUUUCGGAAAUCCAUAACUAUGAUCAGAUGUCACCGGUCCAGUCAUCUCGCUUUUUCGCCCAGACACAGAAAAAAAGUUCUUCUUCGCAGUCUUUACAGUAUGACACUGGGUCUUUGGGACGGAGCUCAGGGUGGUCCCCACAGAAGGAGAGAAGCCCUUCCCCUCACCCAGCUUCUGUAGUACCGCAGGAGUUUGCUGCUACACCUCGACAAAGCAAGCCACUGGUCUCCAGCACUCUGCCGAGGAACUUCAGAGAGAUAAAAACAUACGAUGACGUGCAGGCCCCACAGAAGCCCACAGGGAUAUGGAAUGAAUCGAAUCUGGAUGUGGCCUAUGAAAAACGAUCGCACCAGAAGCCCGGCUAUGAGAGGCUAGACAAGCUGAGGCCAAAUCCUCCACCUUCUGUACUGGUCAGCAAUUGGCGAGAGUCUAAUUUGGAUGCACCUCCUUCAGCAGUGAAGGAUUCAUUACCAAGCAACCCAGAAUACGGAUCCCUGCCUCGCAUGACACGGAAGCCAAUUCCGGGAGAAUGGCAGUACAACUCUUUACCUAUGAGGACAACUGGGUACCCUCCGAGUCCAGGCUUUCAGUACGGCCAGCAGCCCAUCAUCUCGCGAAUCAAUGUCCCACCACAGUUUCAGAAGGGUACUCUAAGUGGGCCCCUUCCAUUAUCGGUGAUUAUGAGGCUUCAGAGUCCUUUCUGGAAUAGUAGUUACUCCAUUCCUCAGAGAGCAUCAGACGGGGGAUCUGUCCCUGCCCGGAAUGCUCCACUUCUUCAGCCACACAUGCCACAACAGAUGCCUCCGACUGAAAAAGCACAGCCUGCCAAAGAAGGUGGAGUGGCAGGCAAAGGUUUACCUCCAGCAAUCCCUCCAGCCUCAGAUGCAGGAGACAUAGAACCUGAACUGGAACACUUGGGAGAAGUAGUGGGAGAGCCAAUUGAGCAGGUGCCGCGGCCACUCAGUCCUACACGACUUCAGCCUGUGCUGCCCCACAUUGAUGAGAAGGAGCCAGAGAUGCAGGAAGUCCUUCGAAUCCGAGCGGAGAUUCCCAGGGCUUUGAAGAAGCGAACUUCUGUUGACAGCACGAUUUCUGGCCCGCUCCUUCCCCCAUCACACAGGAAGCAGUAUCAACAGAUUAUUAACAAGCUCUUCCGAAGACGAGUAAGCAAAAAGGAUCUUGAUGUGAAUGAGGACACUAUCCCUGAAGAUGAUGUUCUGGUUCCACCUGUGGUGACCCCUAUGCCUGUAACACUUGAGACAGAGGUUCCAGCUGCCAAGCCUCAGCGCUUGCAUUCCAUCCUGAAGAAAACCCGCAUAGAGAAGGUCUGCUCUGCUCGCAGGGCUCGUCUUAGUCCACUUGUGCUACUGCUAGAUGCAGCGUUGGUGGGAGACUUGGACACGGUCCAGAAAAGUGUAUGGGAGCUUACAGAUCCCAGCCAGCCCAAUGAUGAGGGCAUCACUGCUCUACAUAAUGCAAUCUGUGCAGGUCAAUACCUGGUAGUGGAAUUUCUUAUCCGCAGUGGUGCCAAUGUUAAUGCUCCAGAUAGUCAUGGUUGGACCCCUCUUCAUUGUGCUGCUUCAUGUAACGACAGACAGCUGUGUGAGUUUUUGGUGCGCAGUGGAGCGGCCAUCAUGGCUGUGACUGACAGUGACAAUGCCACAGCAGCACAGAAGUGCGACCCGUUUGCUCCAAAUUUUGAGGAGUGUUCUCAGUAUCUGGCAGAAGUGGAGAGUUCUCUGGGCAAGACGAACAGUGGAGUUGUCUAUGCUCUUUGGAACAAUGAAAGCCAGAAUCUUGAUGAGCUAUCAUUUCGGGAUGGAGACAUGGUAACAAUUUUACAGAGAGACGAUGAUGAUGGCUGGUGGAUGGCUUCACUCUGUGGCCGUGAAGGGCUUGUUCCCAAGAACUACUUUGGGCUAUUCCCACGUGUUCGGCCCAAGACGCUGGUCUGAAGUUGUACCUGCAUGAGGAGAGACACCUGGACUGCAUGAACUACUACACAAGUUGACAACUGCUUUGGGGAAUCAAACUCUGGUACUGUGUUAGCAGCCAGUGAUUGGUUAAGAGCUCAUCACUGCAAGUCGUUUGAGUACCAGUGAGGUCCACGUCUUCUUUUUCUCCCAGCAAAACCAGCUCUUUCCCGCUGAGGAGAUUUCAUAUUUUCUCUCAACAAACUGUGUUAAGAGAAAGCAUCAUUCUUUGUGUGACUUUAUUGCAGGCUUGGCUUUAGGAUUAUAAUUGCACUUUGUUUGCAUGUAUUUAAGCUUUUAAGUUUAAGUCGUCAUCAUGCCAAAGUUAAUCCACUGGGGAAGAAUCCAAGAUAAAGAUAAACUCCUUGAAAAAGUGAACUGUGAACAGUCUUCAAAAUAUGAGCAACUGGCAGUAAAGAACACGGAAUUGAUCUUCGCUAGCUGUUCAUACGUGCAGAAGAAGACACCAAAGCCUUUUACUUCUUUGUGUGU
This is a messenger RNA of Polypterus senegalus (gray bichir), 3290 nucleotides long. It is a transcript of the gene ppp1r13l, whose product is annotated as protein phosphatase 1, regulatory subunit 13 like. The transcript has 14 exons. Gene Ontology annotation, biological process: regulation of transcription by RNA polymerase II; positive regulation of cell differentiation. Gene Ontology annotation, molecular function: transcription factor binding. Lineage: Eukaryota; Metazoa; Chordata; Cladistia; Polypteriformes; Polypteridae. The record is from RefSeq and is a predicted model, not a curated record. The coding region runs from base 384 to 2780 and encodes 798 amino acids.